Messenger RNA from Penicillium chermesinum, 1818 nucleotides. Its product is annotated as LipA and NB-ARC domain protein. The record is from RefSeq and is a predicted model, not a curated record. NCBI's taxonomy places the organism in Eukaryota, Fungi, Ascomycota, Eurotiomycetes, Eurotiales, Aspergillaceae. The coding region runs from base 1 to 1818 and encodes 605 amino acids. The transcript has a single exon.
AUGGAGUCCGCGACACCAGGCUCAGGGCCUCCGACAGAUGCCUUUCGCAUCCGACGGAAGCCCGUCUCAAACCCCAAUCUACGGCAGACCGCCCAUACCCAGCAAGGGGCUCGUACGCAUACUGCUACCUCUUCGGCUGCUGUACCAACCAGUAGUGCUACCUUGCACCCGCCAUCCUAUGCCGAUCUAUAUGGACCCGCGUCACCGGGUUCGCGCCCCGUGAGCCCAAUUAGGCCACGGACUUCGGGGGAACCCUCAUCUGCCUCUUUGGCACCAGCUGCAGCGCCCCCGACGGCCGUUCAGAAAGCGUACAGUGAGACCCGUCACUUCCUCGGGGGCUUGAUCAACCACCCGACGGAGUCGAACAGACAUGUCACGAUUCUGCGUCACUCCCACGGCCUCGUCUUCUAUCGUGGCAAUGCCACCUCCGUUGCCGUGUCGAUAUUUUCCGACGCCCCGCUGCCCCCGGACCGUACCCUGUGGCUCCAGAACAAAGGAUGGAGCGGCAAGACGGGCAUGCGGGCCAAGGCCUUAUUCCGGCUGAAUGACAGCUGGAUCGAUGUGACGCCCAUGAUGCCCUUGCGCGCCGACCAAGUCCGGCCCGACGACGAGCGCGCGUGGCAACGCGACAUCAAAAAGUUCAAGAAGAAAGCCUCCCCGCGCCAGCGCGAUACCCACGAGCUCCGCGAGACGGCCGUGGUGCGCAUCCCCGCCGAGGCCGGCGACGGCUACUUUCAAAUCGUGCUUUGCGAAGGCCCCAAAAAGAAGGUGCUCGGCAAUAGCCCCGUCUUCCGCGUCCUCUCGACCUCGGCCAGCCCGCACUCGGUGCGGGGCGCGAGCCUGAGCACGCUGCCGCUGGAAGUCGGCGCCAUGGUGCUCAGCUUGUAUGCGCAGACGGCCGCCCGGACCAUCGCCUCACCUGCCGCGGCGGCGGUGCAAGCGAAAAUCGCCCCAUACCAACCCUCGUGGCUGACACAGACGGCGCUGGAAACCGCGUACACCGCCAGCGGCGUCCAAGACCGCGUGGCGGGCGUGAUCAACCCGAACGCCCGCCCUAGUGGCCCCGGUCCACCUGGUGACGGGGCGGCCGAGUCGUUCUUGGACUUACCGGCGCCGAAUGAGCAAGGCCCGACGGCGCCUUUCCCAAUGACCUUCAAAGCGCGCGGGACACCUUACUCGAGCCCCACCCCCGCCAGCCCGGAUGGCUCCACAAAGCUCAGUCUCCAGAAAUUCCCCAGCUGGGUCCCGGAGCAGCUGCGAGGCUACUUCUUCGGCUGGACUCGACUCGACAGGAGCAGCAAAGACGCGCAGGCCGAGCCGUGGCGACCGAGCAUCCUCUCGAUCCGUAACCUGGACCCGCUCGAAGCGGCGCGAGUGGACAUGUCCCAAGUUGCACGGCGCUUUGUUGCUUUGCGGAUCCUGGACGACAUGCCCGUCCAACCGUGCAGUCUUGAGAUGCGCGUGAUGGGGUUCCUUCGUGCCGAGAUUCCACCGCCCACGGGGAAAACCCAUCAAGAGCUAGCAGAGUCGCAAGCUGCCGCCGCGGAGGCUGCCACGCUCGCCGAUUCAUACGAUGUGUCGAUCGUGGAGAACACCCUCUCGCAUCCGGCAUGGGCCCCGGAGAUUCAAAGUCUCGCGGAGCGGCAGCGGCAGGAAACAGGGUGGAAAGACCGGACGCGAGAGGGCUAUGCUAAUAUCUUGAACCGGGGGCACAAAUUGGUGGACCAGAUCCCGCUACACCGGGUGGGGGUCCGGUCUGCGACGGACGAGGUGCGGGAAAGGCAAAUCGCUGUGAACGGCUUCUAUAUCGUUCGGUAA